Baudoinia panamericana UAMH 10762 is the source of this 4239-nucleotide messenger RNA. RefSeq lists its product as uncharacterized. Gene Ontology annotation, biological process: signal transduction; regulation of GTPase activity. Lineage: Eukaryota; Fungi; Ascomycota; Dothideomycetes; Mycosphaerellales; Teratosphaeriaceae. The transcript is spliced from 6 exons. The record is from RefSeq and is a predicted model, not a curated record. Bases 225 to 4034 code for a protein of 1269 amino acids. Gene Ontology annotation, cellular component: cytoplasm.
GAGGACGGUCAGCGAAGAGUUGGGGCGCAGUGUUGCCAUUACGCUAUCGACUUGGUGGAUGUGGCAGCAAGGCCUGCACAGCUUCUAACGAACCAAAAGAGGGGUGUUAUUCGAGCAAUCAUCGUCCAUCGAACGGUGAGGAGAUUUUGCAACAACAUACUCUCCGAAGAUGGCAGCGGCCAUGGUGGACUCCCCGGCCGCAUACCAGGAAAUGGACGAUCAAAAUGAGGUGGUGUUCCCGUGCAAGGGUUGUGGAGAGAUCUUGGAAGAAGGGAAGGUACGACGAUAGACAGUACGGCUUGCUAUUGUUGGCUGAGGGUAUUGACGAGAUCCAGGCAUUCGAACUUGCCGGCAACCGAUGGCAUAUUGACUGCUUCCGAUGUAAUACAUGCGGAACACUACUCGACUCCGAUGCGAACCUGCUCUUGCUCGGCGACGGCUCCCUCAUCUGUAACAAUUGCACAUAUAGCUGCAACGCCUGCGGCAACAAGAUCGAGGAUUUGGCGAUAUUGACCGGAGAUCAAGCCUUUUGCGCAAGCUGCUUUAGGUGUCGCAACUGCAAGCGGAAGAUCGAAAACCUGCGCUAUGCGCGCACGUCUCAGGGGAUCUUCUGCAUGAGCUGCCACGAGAGCUUGAUGGCCCGGCGGCGGAAGAAGGCUAAGACUACACGACAGCCACAAACAGGAGCCAAUGGAGGCGCGCCGGCUGUUGAGAAAGCUCUGCCUUCGUUGCCACCCGGCGCAGCCACGCAGAGUGCUUUUUCGCCCGAUUUGGAGACGCCCGAGUCGGAUGUGCAGGUAGAGACGCCUGGCCCACCACCUCCACGGCACCAGCAGCCGCUGUUGAGAAAGGAGCCAUCGCCAAGCAGCUACAACAGAGAUGUGUCUCCGUUGUCGGACGAGUCACGCAGAGACGGCCCCACUCUGCCAGCAAGUACUUACGGCUCCCACAGACCGUCCUAUGUCUCCGAAGCAACAGAGGAUGGGGAGGAGCGUGGCUUCUUGCCGAUGGCUUUCGACCCGACACCAGCACCAGGGCCGCCACCCACAAUACCUCGAAAGCAGGUCCCACGACCACCUGACCCGUCGCCUCCACCGCAGAAUGAGGCUAGGCUAGGACGUGAUUAUUUCUCAGGGAAGCUUUCGGCCAAAGGGGCUCAUCGGGAAGCCUUGCGCGAAGACAGAUCGCCUUCAACUAGAUCAAUCUCCACAGAACGUGAACCCGAGAAGAGGCAGGAGCAGGCGAAGACAAGCCCACACAUUCUCUACCAAGACAAAGGUAGAACGACCAAGAAGCGAGAUGGGUCCGGUACAAAUACUCCCGCACCCACCGCAGCAUCGCCUGUAAUGGUAACUGCGCCAGAAGCUAGGCCAGACCGACCGAAGCCACAGCACAACGAUACCACAUCUUUCACCUUGCAUCGCAAUGCAAGCUUCAAACUGCAAGAAGUGCCGAAGGCGCGAAAAGCGGAGCAGCGAAGCAGUUUCAAUGCCGAGAACAAGUCACCCGUCCCUCUACUGCCCUUGGACACCCAACCUGGUGAUGUGAAGGAGAAGGAGUCAACAGUGUCACCGAUCUCGGUCGACUCUAUUGGCUCGGGCGUCAAUCCAUUCGACGAUCCAAAGCGCAGAGACGGCGCACCUACAAGUGCGGCGCCACCGCCACCAAAGCACGCAGACAGACCUUUGCGUGGAGAUUCGCUUACAGCAAGCCAGCAGAGACCAUCUGCACCUUCAACGGAACCGUCGACACCAGCCACCGUACCUGCACCAAGCACUGUGACGACACAGACGAUUGCGCCGGACCAUCAUCGAAAGAGCUCUGCAUCAUCCGCGCCAUUCUCGUUUAGCGACGCACACAGCACUUUGGGGCCGGACAAUAGCCGAUCAACUUCUGUGGACUCGCCGCAGCCUCGCAGCAGCUUCGAAGCGCCUCCUCCGCGAAACUCCAGUAGACUCACUGCGCCUUCGAAACCACUCAAUGGCGAGUUCGCGGUGCCACGACUACCUCCACCCCCACCACCGCCUCCUGAGACGCGACACAGGAACAACGACUCCAUCAGCACAAUGCAGAGCGUGGAUGUGCGAUCGGACGGUCACUUGUCACCAUCACUCCGUAGUGCCGGCCUGCCGAAGCACAGCGCUGAAGGCACCUUCUCCAUGGAGGAAGAGAUGGCACGCAUACUGCGCGGAGACAGGAAAGAGCACAGAGACGUCGACGCUGGCCAUUCAUCAGUCCUGCGUCGGGUUUCCAAUGCGGUGAAGCAUGGCAGGAGCUUCAGCGAUCGAGGCGCAAUGGCAGCCAAGUCGCCCGCAAAUGGCUCGCUGGAGAUAAGCUCGCCGAUGAGCAUUGGUAGUCCAAGCAUCUCAUCGCCGAACAAAGAGCCGCUUGAGCAGCUAAGAUCGCAGAAUAGAAGACAAGCGCAGCGGAUCGCGGAGCUUGAGGCGGAGAGAGCGGCGAUGGAGGAGCGGCUCAACCAGUCCGCAGAAAUCAAGGCCGCGACCAGCGAGCUGCAGCAGAAGCGGAACACACUGGUUGACUUGGACACGCAACGCGAAAUGGUUGUUGCUGAGCUGGAAAGCAUGACUGCGCAUCUACAGAAGGCCAAGGACAGCAAUCAGCGGCUGGACUUGCAACCGCUGCAGGCCGACAUUCUGCGAGACUUCGCGGAGCGACUGCAAAGACUGAAAGACUCGAUGACCAAACAAAUCGAGGAACUGAUGCGUCAGCGUAAUGAGUUGACGAGUGAGAUUGGCACAUUGAUCCAGAUGAAGGAUAAGGGUUUCCAGGAGUACGAAGCGCUUACCGGCCGGAACCACCAGCUACUUGAAAUGAACAAUCAGCUUGUACACGGCCUUCAGGAGACAUACCGAGCGAACCGUGGAGCAAACGGUGCUGCAGCGGUCGCCGGUGCAGCCAAUGGGCUUGGCAUCUACCAUCCAGGGGCAAGGCUGGAAACACCUGGACCGUCUGACGUGCGCAAUCUGAGUCUGGUAGGCACUGACUCUUCAGUACCGAACAUUCUGCACGAGACCGAAGCCGAACCAGCCACAGUACUCGACGCGCCACAAGUCGUCAACAUCCGCAAGGGCGGCCAAGCCAAGAAAUUCAACUGGCGCAAGGGAGGCGGCGCAGUGGCUCGUAACGUUGCCAAGGGCAUCAAGGGCACGUUCGCCGGCGAAAGCAGUGUGCGCGGCAAGGAGAUUGGCGCGCCGUAUAGUGCGACCGACAUCGGGACGCCAUACGGUCAAAUGCCGCAGCAGAACUUGCCAGGCAGUGAUCAGAACAGUUUGAAUGGCAAGCAGAGCGUGGAGACCAAGCCUGGAGCUGGUUUCGGCUUCUUCUCGACCCCGAAGGCCACGGGGGGACUGAAGGCGGGACAGAUGGGCAGCAUGAAGAAUAGCAGUAGCACGAACCUCGCCGUUACGUCUACUGACCCAACAGUCCUCUUCGGUUCGGAUCUCGAAGCGCGCUGCGAGCACGAGAAGCGCAUGAUCCCCUCCAUCGUCACCCGCUGCAUCGCCGAAGUGGAGCGGCGCGGCAUGGACGUCGAAGGCGUCUACCGCAAGUCCGGCGGCUCCGGCCAAGUCAAAUCCGUGCAGCAAGGCUUCGAGAAGGACGGCAACUACGACCUCUCCGACCCCGACUUGGACAUCCACGCCGUGACGAGCGCCCUGAAGCAGUACUUUAGGAAAUUGCCGACGCCGCUCAUCACGUACGACGCCUACGACUCCCUGCUCGAGGCGGGCCAAAUGAGCGACGGCGAGAAGCAGGCGUAUCACCUGCGGCUUGCAGUGGCAGAUCUGCCGGAGCAUCACCGGAAUUGUCUGGAGUAUCUCGUCCAGCAUUUGGUCAGGGUGAUGGCGCAUGAGAGCGACAAUCUCAUGACGCCGUUGAAUCUGGCGGUGGUGUUUGCGCCGACGAUCAUGCGGCCGUUGAGCAUUGAGAGGGAGAUGAGUGAUAUGCAGGCGCAGCGUAUGGCUGUGCAGGCAUUGCUCGAGCAGCACGAGGCUAUCUUCGACGCAGACGAGUAGAAGGUGCGCCCCUCGCGUUGCUGUUCUGAAUUCUAGGCUGAAUGUAUGGAUUAUGGCGCAAGAUCUGGGGUUUGAAGGGCGUGGCGUUGAAACGGCAAGGUUAUGGCUUGACUUUCCAGAUUGGCAGAGCCGUUGGUUGACCGGGCAUGCAAUGAGCGAUAUACCACCUGCUUGUUGUCUUCUCGAGCGUGCACCGGACAUUGGA